Molecule: messenger RNA, 1398 nt
Organism: Closterium sp. Yama58-4
Lineage: Eukaryota; Viridiplantae; Streptophyta; Zygnematophyceae; Desmidiales; Closteriaceae
Source: the annotation of a GenBank genome assembly
AUGAAGGAAGCCACGGGGAAAUUCUCGUCCGUUCCGCUGUGCCACCGCGUUAACGGGCACAUCCACCUGAAACUCGCGAACAUGAUCGAGGAUGCUUCCACGAAGCUGCGCCAUCUACGCACCGCGUUAGAAUCCGCGCUUAAAGCCACGGAACUCUCUCCGAACUCCGUCGAAUACUCCCAUUUCUACGCGCAGCUUCUCUUCGAAGCGGCCGACGGGCGUGACUAUAGCGAAGUGCUGCGCGAGUGCGAGCGCGGGCUAGGGAUCGAAUCGCCGGUGGAUCCGGCGAAGGAGAGCCUCCAGGAGGAGAGUCAGCAGGAGCUGGCGACGCCGGCGGAGCGCGUGACGCACGUGCAGAACGAGCUGCGCGGGUUGCAGCAGGAGGCGAACAUCGCGGCGUUCAAGAACAUCUGGCGGAGCUUCGGCAACGGCGCGGACGAGCGAUUUAAGGUCAUGCAGUCGUGUAAAGUUCGAGGUGAAGAAGAUCUCAGACAACCCCUUCGAGCCGCGCUCAUCGCUGCCGCCGCGCCGCAUCCACAAGACGCUGGAGGAGCGCCGUCAGGAGAUCGAGGUGCGGGUCACUGCCGCGCGCCUGCUGCAGGAGCAGGGGCAGGGGCAGGGGCAGGGGCAGCAGCAGACGGAUCAGGAGCCGGAGCUUCUGCGUCCGCUUCGGAUGCUGCACCUGGCUGCGCUUCCUCUUCCGCGGAGGAGGAGAAUGCAGGGGUGAAGGACGCGGGUGGGGGGAAGAGGCGGGGGGGACAGGACGGGGCGAAGCUGCUGGGGGAGGUAUUGGCGGGGAGGCUCGAGGCGGGGGCGCAAUUGGCUAUAGAGGGGAAGGUGGAGAAGGCGCUUGGGCAGGAGGAGAAGUCUAAGAUUCUGGAGAUUCAGAAGGCUGACGUGUGCGAUGGCCUUGCCAGAGGGGGAGGGGAGGGAGAAACGGAGGGAGAAAGGGAGGGAGCAGAGGAGGGAGCAAGAGAGGGAGCAGAGGAAGGAGCGGAGAAGAUAGUAGGAGUGGGAGUAGAGGAGGGAGGUGUGGAUAUUGAAAAGAGAGUGGCCGCUGCUCUAGGCGAGACAAAGGGUGGCAGUGAGGAGGAAAAGAAGGGAAUUAUUAUAUGGGAUUUUGGAUUAUCAAAAGAAACAGACGAGGAGGAAGGUGAGGUGGAAGGUAAGGAGGUGGGUUGUGGCAGGGAUGGAGAGGAUGAGGAGGAGGAAGAAGAGGAAGAAGAGGAGGAGGACGAGGAGGAGGAAGUAGAGGAGGUAUGUGAUAACAAGUCGGGAGCUGAGGAAGGGUGGAUGGCUCAGGAAGGAGAUCCUUCUCGGAUCGAACUGCAAGAGGAUGACAAGGAAAGAACGAGUGAGCAUGAGGUGGCGAGGAUGCAGGAUGAACAGAGAAGUUAA